GCCACCACCCCUCAGAGCUCUUCCAGCCAAUCAGACGCCAGGAACCAAGCCAGGUCGCCCUUGCAAAAAACCCUUAAUGUGUCCCAAAAGUUUGGCAUCUCCUGCACAGGUCGUCUUUAGUCAGAGAGGCCCUGGAGAGGACUGGAGGGGGACGACGCAUCUCUGGGCCAAAGGACAAAACUUCUGCAUCCAUUUAGACUCUCACAUCCCUGUUGAGGGACAGAAAAAAUGGCUCCUCACCUCAGCAUGAACAGGAGCUGGGUCUGGCGACGGAUGUUUGCAGGAUGUUUAACACGUUUGAUUGUCUUCGUGUUGCUCUGUGCACCAGCUCUCACUCAGCUUGAUCUGAACAGAUUAGAUGGCGAAACGGUGUGCCCAACAAUGAAGAAUGGACAAGAUGACCUUCCAGGGUUUGAUCUGAUCACACAGUUUCAGUUGGAUGUCAUCCCCAUGAGGGGCGUCAGAAAGGUAGAAGGAUCCACACCCCUCCAGGUGGCAUACAGACUCGACCGAGAGGCCAACUUCCAGAUCCCAACCAGGCUGAAUUUUCCAAGAGGUUUUCCGGAUGAGUACUCCUUCAUGACCACCUUCCGCAUGAUCAAGAACACCAUCAACAGGGUGUGGAACAUCUGGCAGGUGGUGGAUGAAGACGGUUUGAAGCAGGCAGGUAUGCGCCUGAAUGGAGACCAGCAGGCCCUGGAGUUCUUCCUCACCACUAUGGAAGGAGACGUGCAGACCGUCACCUUCCCAGGCCUUUCUGUCCUCUUCAACACUAAAUGGCACAAAGUGAUGAUUGGUGUGGAGAAGGAGCUGGUGACGCUGUACGUGGACUGUCAACCGGUUGACCAGAAACCCAUCAAGAGGAAAGGCUAUGUCAGCACGGAGGGAGACACUCUGAUCGGAAGACUGGAUUCUGAUCCCAACACCUCUGUAGUGUUUGAGUUGCAGUGGAUGCUGAUUCACUGUGACCCAAAGAGAGCUCAGAGAGAGAGCUGUACCGAACUUCCUCUGUCGGAGAUGUAUGCCAAUGCUGAGCCGGAUCCCAAGCCAAUCCCUGGUCCUCCUGGUCCUGAGGGUCCUGAGGGGCCUCGUGGACCCCAAGGAGAACCUGGCAGAGACGGGAGAGAUGGUAUUCCAGGCACUCCAGGCACUCCUGGAGCUCUGGGCAGUAAAGGAGAUAGAGGAGAGAUUGGACUGCCAGGACAGAGGGGACUGCAGGGGCUGCCGGGACCCAUGGGACCGAUGGGCCCCAUGGGACCACGAGGACCAGUGGGAGAAAGAGGUCUCCCUGGUUUCCCUGGACCUGCCGGACCCCCUGGACCAGAAACUGUUGGACCUCCAGGACUCCCAGGGAAGCCUGGUACUCCAGGGGACGAGGGAAACAUCGGACCAGAGGGUCCUCCUGGACCAAGAGGAGGAAUUGGGCUCCCAGGCCCACCAGGACCUCCAGGAUUACCAGGCCCACAAGGUGCUGGGAACCCUGAGGGAAGUGGUGAGACUUGCCAGACAACAUGUCCAGCUGGACCGCAGGGACUGCCUGGUCUGCCGGGGAUGAAGGGACAUCGAGGUCUUCCAGGUGUGGACGGUUUAGCAGGUACCCAAGGCGAAAAGGGAGAGCGAGGGGCCGCUGGAGAACCAGGUCCUCCUGGACGUCCAGGAGAUGAUGGUAUUGAAGGCAUCAGAGGGCAACAGGGACAUCCUGGGCCUAAAGGAGAUGAUGGUGCGAUUGGAGCCCCGGGAGAGAUAGGAGCUACUGGAGCCAAGGGUGACACUGGUGAGCCAGGAAAGCAUGGAUCUGAUGGAGCACCAGGAGCUCCAGGAGAGAAGGGAGAGCCAGGUCUACCCGGAGCCAUCGGUGUCAGAGGAAUUGUGGGAAUUCCAGGUUUACCAGGCAAACAGGGACUCGUGGGGCCUGCAGGCCAAAAGGGUGAAAUUGGCGCUGUAGGACUGACCGGUCCAAUUGGGCUUCCUGGUAAAAAUGGAGCAACUGGACCACCAGGAGAAGAUGGAACUCCAGGAGCCAAAGGAGCCUCUGGUGAACCAGGAAAACAGGGUCCAGUCGGCCCGGUGGGCCCGCAGGGAAUCCAGGGAGAUAAAGGUGACCAAGGGCUCAUGGGCCCUCGUGGAAUCAAGGGUCACACAGGUCAUAAAGGAGACCAGGGCCCAAUGGGUCCUGUUGGUCCCAAAGGAAGUGAGGGAGAUCCAGGUGUUGUAGGAGAACCAGGCGUGAAGGGUGAUCAGGGGCCUCCGGGUAUUCCUGGAAUCAAGGGCGAGAGUGGAGAGAAAGGCCAGAGAGGAGCUACAGGAGCUGAUGGUCGUCCAGGACAGCCAGGUCAUGAGGGUCUGACCGGACCACAGGGAGCCAGAGGUCUGGAGGGGGAACGAGGACUGUCAGGACCCCCUGGUCCCAGAGGUCUACCUGGGCCUAAGACGAGUGACGAGAAGAUCCGUGAGAUUUGUUCAGCUAUUGUUGAAGAGCAUUUAGAUGCCUACAAGAAAGAAGCAGCCAAGAAGCCUCUUCCCAUUGGAGCUCCUGGAACUCCAGGACUCAUGGGACCACCUGGACCACCGGGACCAGCAGGUCCUGCCGGAGAAGCAGGACCCAGAGGAAUCAUGGGCCCCAAGGGGCCUCAAGGAUACUACGGUCUUCCUGGAAAACCGGGAACCAAAGGUGAUGCAGGACAAAAAGGUGACAAGGGAGAUAAUGGAAUUGGAAUUCCAGGAAUUCCCGGAGAACCCGGACCUCAAGGACCAGCUGGCAAGCCUGGCAUCGGUAAGGACGGUCAGGAUGGUGGCAGAGGAGAGGCCGGUGUGCCUGGAGCCCCAGGAACCCCUGGAGUCAGAGGAUCUCCGGGCGCCCCUGGUCUUUGUGAUCCUUCAGACUGCUUUAGGCCUCAACCUUUUUACAUGGUUGGCGGGAAGAAGUCUGUCAACAUCAAGGGUCCAUGAACAGAAAGAAAGAAACCUUCUAGAAAUCUUCAUCACAGUCAUCAUCAGCCAGUUCAUUUCCGAAACUUCAAAUGGCGAGCAGACGGUGCAAUAAAACAAACGUGACAGAUGUAUAGAGACAUACGGAUGCAGCUCCUGAUGGUGGAUCCAAUUCACAUGCUUUUGUUGUACCUUGUACAUAAACGAGAAGUAAAUGUGUUUGUUCUUUCAGGUGGUUUACAGUAAAUUGCAGAUUAAUAAAUUAAUUGGAAAUUGAUGUUUCA
This is a messenger RNA of Cyprinus carpio (common carp), 3212 nucleotides long. RefSeq names its product collagen alpha-1(IX) chain-like (gene col9a1c). Lineage: Eukaryota; Metazoa; Chordata; Actinopteri; Cypriniformes; Cyprinidae. The coding region runs from base 229 to 2949 and encodes 906 amino acids. The transcript is spliced from 36 exons. The record is from RefSeq and is a predicted model, not a curated record.